Molecule: messenger RNA, 1535 nt
Organism: Kogia breviceps (pygmy sperm whale)
Lineage: Eukaryota; Metazoa; Chordata; Mammalia; Artiodactyla; Physeteridae
Gene: ZSCAN30
Product: zinc finger and SCAN domain containing 30
Biological process (GO): regulation of transcription by RNA polymerase II
Molecular function (GO): DNA-binding transcription factor activity, RNA polymerase II-specific; RNA polymerase II cis-regulatory region sequence-specific DNA binding
Source: RefSeq, a predicted model, not a curated record
AUGGCAGGAAAGUCUGCAACCUUGGUCUACCAUGCUCCAAAGGAGCAGGAAGGACUCAUAAUUGUGAAGGUGGAAGAAGAAAAUUAUGUUUGGGGGCAGGACUUUGGCCUUCAGGGCAACGCCUAUAGUCAGGAGGCCUUCCGCCAGCGGUUCAGGCAGUUCAGUUACUCUGACUCCACGGGGCCCCGGGAGGCUCUGAGCCGGCUCCACGAGCUUUGCUGUCAGUGGCUGAGGCCAGAGGUGCACAGCAAGGAGCAGAUCCUGGAGCUGCUGGUGCUGGAGCAGUUCCUGGCCAUCCUGCCAGAGGAGCUGCAGACCUGGCUUCGAGAGAACCGACCAGAGAGUGGAGAGCAAGCCGUGGUGAUGCUGGAGGAGCUGGAGAAAGAGCUUGACAAACCAAGGCAACAGGACACAGCUCAUGGCCAAGGAAUGAUCUGGAAGGAAAUUACAUCUGUGGGAGCACUGAAGUCGCUGAGUAUCCAGCUCCAGCCCUUGGAGAACCAGGGCAAGAAUGAGAUUCAGAAGCCCCAGGGUUUCUGUGAGAGAGAUGGCAAGCUGGUGGCUGACAAAUUGUUGACAGCAAAGCAAGAAAUUAUUGAAUGUGUGGCAUCAGCAGCCAUGAUAUCCUCAAGACGACUCCCUGGGGAAACUCCUUCAGGACAGGUAGUUGAAGAAGCUUUGGGAGGUCUGGACAAUUUUGAGAAGCAAAAAGGAAGUGCUUCAGGGGACAAAAUGAGUCAGCUCCCUUCCCAGGAAAGACAUUUUAGCCUGGCAAGCUUCAACAAGGAAAUCUCCACAGAAGAGAGUGUCCUGGAAUGUAAUGAGGGUGAAGAAAGUCUCAGUCUGAACUCAAAUGUUAUAACACAACCGAGAAGUCACACUGGGGGAAAGCUCUAUGAGUGCUUAGACUGUGGGAAAGCCUUUUGCCAGAGCUCAAAGCUGAUUAGACAUCAGAGAACUCAUACUGGAGAGAGACCUUAUGCAUGUAAAGAAUGUGGAAAAGCCUUUAGUCUGAGCUCAGACCUUGUUAGACAUCAGAGAAUUCAUAGUGGUGAAAAACCCUACGAAUGUUGUGAGUGUGGAAAAGCUUUCAGGGGCAGCUCAGAGCUCAUCCGGCAUCGGAGAAUUCACACUGGAGAGAAACCUUAUGAAUGUGGUGAAUGUGGGAGAGCUUUCAGCCGGAGCUCAGCCCUUAUUCAGCAUAAGAAAAUUCACACUGGAGACAAAGGCUAUGAAUGUAUUGAAUGUGGUAAGGCUUUUGGUAGAAGCUCUAUCCUUAUUGAACAUCAGAGAAUUCACACUGGAGAGAAACCUUAUGAAUGUAAUGAAUGUGGAAAAUCCUUCAAUCAGAGCUCAGCCCUCACCCAGCACCAGAGAAUCCACACUGGAGAAAAGCCUUAUGAAUGUAGUGAAUGUAAGAAAACAUUUAGGCAUAGAUCAGGCCUUAUGCAGCAUCAGAGAACUCACACCAGAGUUUAACUCUUUGGGUAAGAGUUGUACAACUAUGAAAUACUAGGAAUUCACUUUGGGGGUGA